AUGGUGAGGGUAGUAUUUUCCGUGAUCGCAAUCUUUGCCUUCACUUAUUGUGAUGGUCAAGUACGUUACGAUCCGACAUGGGAAAGCUUAGAUAAGAGACCUCUUCCUCAGUGGUUUGACGAGGCGAAAUUCGGUAUCUUCUUACAUUGGGGCGUCUACUCCGUGCCCAGCUUUGGCUCUGAAUGGUUUUGGAGUAAUUGGAAGAGUGGAAAUAAAGACAUUGUUUCGUUUAUGAAAAAGAAUUACCCGCCGAAUUUCACCUACCAAGAUUUCGCGAAGGAUUUUUCCGCGCAGCUCUUUGAUCCGAACGCGUGGGCGAAACUGUUUGUUCGGGCAGGUGCCAAGUACGUCGUACUGACAAGCAAGCAUCAUGAAGGGUACACGCUUUGGCCGUCUAAGUAUUCAUUCAGCUGGAAUGUUCGAGAUGUGGGUCCCAAUCGAAAUUUACUAGGUGAACUGGCGGCCGCUGUUAGGACCACCAACGUCAGAUUUGGCGUGUAUCACUCUCUGUACGAGUGGUAUAAUCCCCUUUACUUGUCUGAUAAAGGGUCGAACUUCACCAAGAACAAUUUUGUUUCACAAAAGGUUAUACCAGAAAUGAUGGAGUUGGUGCAAGACUACACGCCCGACGUCAUUUGGUCGGAUGGCGACUGGGAAGCGAAUGACACCUACUGGAAGUCGACUGAGUUUUUGGCGUGGUUGUACAACGAAAGUCCCGUGAAGGAUACGGUAGUUGUUAACGACCG
Molecule: messenger RNA, 746 nt
Organism: Photinus pyralis (common eastern firefly)
Lineage: Eukaryota; Metazoa; Arthropoda; Insecta; Coleoptera; Lampyridae
Product: tissue alpha-L-fucosidase-like
Exons: 4
Biological process (GO): fucose metabolic process; glycoside catabolic process
Cellular component (GO): lysosome
Molecular function (GO): alpha-L-fucosidase activity
Source: RefSeq, a predicted model, not a curated record